This is a messenger RNA of Echinococcus granulosus, 1485 nucleotides long. RefSeq names its product ADP,ATP carrier protein 2. The transcript is spliced from 7 exons. Lineage: Eukaryota; Metazoa; Platyhelminthes; Cestoda; Cyclophyllidea; Taeniidae. Gene Ontology annotation, cellular component: mitochondrial inner membrane. Gene Ontology annotation, biological process: mitochondrial ADP transmembrane transport; mitochondrial ATP transmembrane transport. The record is from RefSeq and is a predicted model, not a curated record. Gene Ontology annotation, molecular function: ATP:ADP antiporter activity. Bases 1 to 1485 code for a protein of 494 amino acids.
AUGGGUGGUGCGAAGAGGGGUGAUCAACUGGGCUUCGUGGAAAACUUCUGUCUCAGCGGUGCUGCGGCUGUUAUAGCUAAAACUGCUGCCGCCCCGAUUGAGAGGGUUAAGCUCCUAGUUCAGAACCAGGGUGAGAUGCUUAAGUUGGGCACGCUGGACAGACCCUACAAUGGUGUCAUCGAUUGUACUAUUCGCACUUUCAAGACCGAAGGCCUUUUGCCCUUCUGGCGAGGCAAUUUACCGAAUUGCCUGCGUUACUUCCCCACCCAGGCUCUUAACUUUGCCUUCAAGGAUAAGGUUAAGGCCACAAUAAAGCCGCAGAAAGACGAUCCCUAUGCCGUUGCAUUCACGAAGAAUGUUGUUAGUGGAGGCAUUGCCGGUGCCCUUUCGCUCGUCUUCGUGUACUCACUGGACUACUGUCGAACUCGUCUCGCGAGCGACACCAAGUCCGCGAAGAAGGGGGCUGCGCGUCAGUAUGAUGGCAUGAUUGAUGUCUAUAAAAAGACGUGGAAAACGGAUGGUAUUGUUGGUUUGUACCGUGGUUUUGUUAUCUCAUGCAUUGGUAUCAUGGUGUACCGUGGUUUCUACUUUGGUCUCUACGAUACUAUCAAGCCCAUUUUCCUCGGUGAGGAUGCCGGUGUUACUAUUAGCUUCAUUUUGGGUUACGGUGUCACUGUGACGGCCGGACUCCUUUCCUACCCGAUUGACACGAUUCGCCGGCGUAUGAUGAUGACAUCAGGUGCCGCUGUUAAAUACAAGGGCUCUCUGGAUUGUGCCGUGUCAAUUAUGAGAGACGAAGGGCCCAUGUCUCUGAUGCGCGGAGCGGGAGCCAACAUCCUUCGUGGGGUCGCGGGGGCUGGUGUACUUGCUGGUUUUGACAAGUUCAAGCAAGUCUACGUCUCCUACCGGCUUGGGAAACCGUUUGGGGCCGGGAGUGUUGGUGUGUGCGGGUUCAUUCGCUCCCAGCAUCUCCUCUGCAGGUGUCUGGUCGACGAUUUUCGCUCUGUGCAUAGCUUUCUCCCACAUCGUUCUUAUGCAUGUAUGACCACCCUGGGCCGUUGGUGUGGGGACGUAGAGGAGCCGCUGGGACAGGAUCGGGAGAUGUGUGGUCUCACACCCUGGGUGAAUGGUUGCAAUCGCUCGAGGGCUGCAUCAUUAGUAGGUGGUAUCCAAAUCCAAGCGUCUGGGGUUACUCAGGCGGCGGGGGUGCUACUUUUGUCGCCGCUGAGACAGCGUCCCUUAGCCGACGGUUUGUGCCACUCCAAGCUCGUGGCGGACGGUGAUAGUUUAGGUCUUGCUGACUGCUUAGGCUUCCGGUCUCGUGCUUGGUCCCCGCUCUCCCAUUCGCCUGCGCCGCAGUUUUAUUUGGCAUGUGAUUAUGUGGCUGUUUACCACCUGGUAAAGGUGGUGCACCUUCACUGGGUCUCAGAGGAAUAUCGCUCGGAGAAUACGGCGGAUAAAGAUGGGGCCGCGAGUAAGGAAUAG